This is a messenger RNA of Alnus glutinosa, 6722 nucleotides long. RefSeq names its product protein REDUCED CHLOROPLAST COVERAGE 2. Gene Ontology annotation, cellular component: cytoplasm. Gene Ontology annotation, biological process: organelle organization. Lineage: Eukaryota; Viridiplantae; Streptophyta; Magnoliopsida; Fagales; Betulaceae. Bases 588 to 6245 code for a protein of 1885 amino acids. The record is from RefSeq and is a predicted model, not a curated record. The transcript is spliced from 23 exons. Gene Ontology annotation, molecular function: protein binding.
GAGGAGAAAAAUGAGAGGCCCCAAAUCGCUAGCCUUUCAUGCUCUCUGUUCGUCUGCUUAAGGGGAGGACUGAGGAGGCCUUAGCCUACCUUAUCCUAUCCACCACACACUCACACACACAGAUCUCUCUCUCUCUCUCUCUCUCUCUGUGUCUCUCUCUCAGCUUAUAAACUUCUCACUCUCUGUCCCCAGCAACUCCUUCACCUUCCUCUUUAAUAUGCUCAACAGCACCACUAGUACUAUUCUCUUUUCGAUUCAGUUCCCACCCUUUUUCAGCUCUGUCCCUUUCGAAAUCUCUGCUCAUUGAUUCCAUUACCAAAUUUUGAUAUUGUUAGUGACAUUGUUUGCUAUAUAGUAUUGUAUUUUUCUACAGGAAAAUCAAGUUUUUGUUGAGAUUGAGCUUUCCACUCAAGCCUGCUAUUAUUAGUUUAAUAAAAGAAAGUUCUGACUUUUGGAAGGAGAAUUGAUUAUUAAGAAGCCGCGCGCUGCACCGUGCACGCUGAGGAAAUUGUUUAUUCUGCAAAGUUCAGUCUUAACCCAAUUGAAGCAAACAAGUUUUAAUACUAACCCAACAGUUUUCAUGUGCAAUGGCUCCCAAAACAGGCAAGGCGAAACCCCAUAAAGCCAAGGGAGAGAAGAAGAAGAAGGAAGAGAAAGUUUUGCCCAAUAUAAUUGAGAUUACAAUUGAAACACCAGAAGACUCACAAGUGACCCUCAAGGGAAUCUCCACUGACAGGAUUCUAGAUGUGAGGAAGCUGUUAGGAGUCCAUGUCGAGACGUGUCAUUUGACCAACUUCUCCUUAUCCCAUGAGGUGAAAGGACCCCGGCUGAAGGAUUCGGUGGACAUCCUCUCCCUCAAACCCUGCCACCUCUCCAUUGUCGAAGAGGACUAUACAGAAGACCUUGCAAUCGCUCACAUCAGGCGACUCCUCGAUAUUGUGGCCUGCACCAACUCGUUUGGUCCCGCGUCCUCUUCGCCCAAGACUUCGGGCCGAGCGGCCCAGUCCAAAGAGCCCGGUCCAGCGGAGGCCGAGCCUUCUCAGAGCCUGAGCUCAGACCAUGGUGAAGAUCCGACCCACAAGAAACCGGGCGGGGCCCAGCGAGUUGGCGGCCCCGUGCCCAACAAGAGCGGCCCCGAUGGGACCGAGCGAGCCGACGUGGCGGCCGUGUCGAUGUACCCGCCGCCGAGGCUCGGCCAGUUCUACGAAUUCUUCUCUUUCUCGCAUCUCACGCCGCCGGUGCAUUACAUUCGAAGAUCUACUCGUCCCUUCCUUGAAGAUAAAGCAGAAGAUGAUUUCUUUCAAAUUGAUGUUCGAGUUUGCAGUGGGAAGCCAACGACAAUUGUUGCUUCCAGAAAGGGGUUCUACCCUACUGGGAAACACAUUCUUCUCAGUCACUCUUUGGUUGGUUUGCUGCAGCAGAUAAGCAGGGCUUUUGAUGCCGCGUACAAAGGCCUUAUGAAAGCUUUCACAGAGCAUAAUAAAUUUGGCAAUCUUCCUUACGGUUUUCGGGCAAAUACAUGGGUUGUCCCCCCAGUUGUUGCCGAUAACCCAUCUGUUUUCCCGCCACUUCCCAUGGAAGACGAAAACUGGGGAGGAAAUGGCGGUGGGCUUGGAAGAGAUGGAAAACAUGAUUACAGACAGUGGGCAAAGGAGUUUGCCAUUCUGGCAGCGAUGCCUUGUAAAACGGCAGAAGAAAGGCAAAUUCGAGAUCGGAAAGCCUUUCUGCUUCACAGUUUAUUUGUCGACGUGUCAGUCUUUAAAGCUGUUGCAGCAAUCAAGCAUCUUAUUGACAGUAAUCAAUGCUCUUUAAAUAAUCCCACCAUUUCAACCUUGCAUGAGGAAAGGGUUGGAGAUUUAAUUAUUAAGGUGACAAGAGAUGUACCUGAUGCAAGCACGAAGUUGGAUUACAAACAUGAUGGGAGUCAAGUUCUUGGAAUGUCACAGGAAGAGCUUACUCGGAGAAAUAUACUUAAAGGCAUAACUGCUGAUGAGAGUGCUACUGUUCAUGAUACUUUUACUUUAAGUGUUGUGGUCGUUAGACAUUGUGGCUAUACAGCUGUUGUGAAAGUUUCAGCUGAGGUGAAUUGGGAGGGUGUUCCUAUUCCCCAGGACAUUGACAUUGAGGACCAGCCUGAAGGAGGUGCCAAUGCCUUGAAUGUCAACAGCUUGAGAAUGCUAUUACACAAGCCAUCCACGCCUCAAUCAUCUAGUACAAGUCAACGAGUACAGAGUGCAGAUACUGAAAGUUUACGUGCUGCUAGGUCUUUGGUUAGGAAAGUAUUAGAAGAAAGUUUGCUGAAGUUUCAGGAAGAGCCCACUAAACAGACUAGGUCUAUCAGAUGGGAGCUCGGAGCAUGUUGGGUGCAACAUUUGCAAAACCAAGCUUCAGGGAAAACUGAGUCUAAGAAAGCUGAAGAAGCUAAGCCUGAGCCAGCUGUAAAGGGCCUUGGGAAGCAAGGAGGACUGCUUAAGGAGAUAAAGAAGAAAACAGACGUCAAAAGCAGCAAAGCUGAACUGGGGAAGGAAGUUUCUAUGAAUAACAACCUUGACAUAAACAAUAAUCAGCAGGAAUUGGAGAAACAAGAUAAGGAGAAGGAAAUGAUGUGGAAAAAGCUACUUCCUGAACCAGCAUAUUUACGCCUUAAAGAAUCAGAGACCGGUCUUCAUCAUAAGCUGCCUGAGGAGUUGACUGAAAUGGCUCAUAAAUACUAUACUGAUACUGCACUUCCAAAGCUGGUGGCAGAUUUUGGGUCCCUUGAACUUUCACCAGUUGAUGGAAGAACGUUGACAGAUUUUAUGCAUACCAGGGGUUUGCAAAUGUGUUCCUUAGGGCGUGUGGUUGAACUUGCAGAUAAGCUUCCUCAUGUUCAAUCACUCUGUAUACAUGAGAUGGUUGUUCGAGCCUACAAGCACAUAUUGCAAGCUGUUGUUGCAGCAGUUGAUAAUGUCGCUGACUUGGCUGUGUCAAUAGCAUCGUGUUUAAAUUUAUUAUUAGGAACACCAUCACUUGAAAACGCUGAUGUGGAUAUUACUAACGAUGACAAGUUAAAAUGGAAGUGGGUGGAAGCAUUCCUUUUGAAGAGGUUUGGUUGGCAUUGGAAAUGUGAAAGCUGUGAGGAUCUGAGAAAGUUUGCCAUUAUCCGUGGGCUGUGCCACAAGGUUGGACUUGAGCUUGUUCCUAGGGACUAUGAUAUGGACAGUGCAUUACCUUUUAGGAAGUCAGAUAUCAUUAGCAUGGUCCCCGUUUACAAGCAUGUUGCAUGUUCCUCUGCUGACGGGCGUACAUUGUUGGAGUCUUCCAAAACUUCCUUGGACAAAGGCAAAUUGGAGGAUGCUGUUAAUUAUGGCACGAAGGCACUCUCAAAACUUGUGUCUGUCUGUGGUCCUUAUCAUCGAAUGACAGCUGGAGCAUAUAGUCUUCUGGCUGUAGUUCUCUACCAUACAGGGGAUUUUAAUCAGGCAACCAUUUAUCAGCAAAAAGCAUUGGAUAUUAAUGAGAGAGAGCUUGGACUCGAUCACCCUGAUACAAUGAAAAGUUAUGGAGAUCUAGCUGUUUUUUACUAUCGACUUCAGCACACAGAGUUGGCCUUGAAGUACGUCAAUCGUGCUCUUUAUCUCUUGCACUUAACAUGUGGGCCUUCUCAUCCGAAUACUGCUGCCACUUACAUCAAUGUAGCAAUGAUGGAAGAAGGUUUGGGGAACGUCCAUGUUGCUCUUAGGUAUCUCCAUGAGGCAUUGAAAUGUAACCAAAAACUACUUGGGGCUGAUCAUAUACAGACUGCUGCCAGUUAUCAUGCAAUAGCAAUUGCUCUCUCUUUGAUGGAGGCAUACUCCUUAAGUGUUCAGCAUGAACAGACUACCCUACAGAUACUGCAGGCCAAACUAGGGUCUGAGGAUCUACGAACACAGGAUGCUGCUGCAUGGCUUGAGUACUUUGAGUCCAAGGCUCUGGAGCAACAAGAAGCAGCACGCCAUGGUACCCCAAAACCAGAUGCCUCAAUCUCCAGCAAAGGUCAUUUAAGUGUAUCGGACCUUUUGGAUUAUAUAACACCAGAUGCAGAUAUGAAAGCGAGAGAGGCCCAAAAGAAAGCUCGUGCCAAGAUUAAAGGCAAACCAGGCCAAAACUGGGAAACAGUCUCAGAUGAAUAUCAGAAGGAUGAAAUUUUAUCGCCAAGUUAUCCCAUUGCAGAAAAUUCAAGUGACAAAGAAAACACAGCCGAAGCUCAGUUUGAAGAACCUAGAGACGACAAACCUGAUUCAAGCCUUUCUGAUCAAUCAGUACUGAUAACAAAUGAUGAUGUGGCGCAAGAUGACACCUCUGAUGAAGGAUGGCAAGAAGCCGUUCCUAAAGGUCGCUCACUUACAGCUCGCAAGUCUUCUAGUUCAAGGAGGCCAAGCCUAGCAAAACUAAAUACGAACUUCAUGAAUGUACCCCCAUCAUCAAGAUACCGUGGAAAGUCUGCUAAUUUCGCAUCCCCAAGAACAACCCAAAAUGAGCCUGUUUCUUCAACUGGACCUGCUCCACCUGUUACAAAGAAGUUGGCCAAGAGUGCAAGCUUCAGUCCUAAGUUGAAUAACUCUAGCAACUCAACUAGUGGGGCAGAGAAAUUAGCCAACCCAAAGUCGGCCCCUGCUACCCCAGCUUCCACUGAUCAAGUUGCUAAGUCUGCUCCUGCGGCAAGUCCGAUCAGUGUUCAGGCGGCUGGAAAACUUUUCUCCUACAAAGAAGUUGCUUUGGCUCCACCUGGAACAAUUGUGAAGGCAGUGGCAGAACAGUUGCCAAAAGGAAAUCUUCCCAAAGAACAAAAUCUUCAGGCUAGCCAGGAGGCAGCUGUGACAGAUCCCACUCUUAGCGAGGUGACGACAGUAAAGGACGCAAAGGAAGAAAAAGUUGAUAACCCCAAAAGAGGGAAACAUCUACAGGUUUCUAAGGAGGAAACAAAAGGCAAGGUCAAUGAAGAAGAAAAACGAGAAAAGAAAGUUGACUUUGUGGCAUCAAAAUCCCUUGAGGUUGUAAAGAGUGCUGCUCAAGAUAUCAUAGUGGAAGGUGAAAAAGUAGAAUUAAAGAGUGAUGCUGUUAAAGACACUGAAGCAGAAACUAGAAAUGUUGCAGUUCUCGGAGUUGAGAAUCCUGAUAUCUCUCGGGAUUUGAAGGCCAGUACUUUCAAAAGUGAAGUGUUGGGAACAGUGGGGCCAGAUGGUUGCUCAGAAACUUCUCCUGAUUCUGGAUCUGCUUUAAUUGAAAACACAAAUCUUUUGCCUGAUAAAGAUGCCCCCAUUUCUGAAGAAAAGGUCGCAGAUGGAGAUGAAAAUAAUGUUGACUUAGGUGUUAAGCCAAAGCCAACUGAAGGAGAAAAGCAAGAUGAAGCAGAAACCGGAAAGGAGACAACCAAGAAACUUUCUGCUGCUGCACCUCCAUUUAAUCCAUCCACAAUUCCAGUCUUCGGCUCGGUUCCAGGAUUCAAAGAUCAUGGAGGAAUUCUGCCCCCACCAGUUAAUAUUCCUCCUAUGCUUACAGUCAAUCCUGUCCGUAGAUCACCUCAUCAAUCAGCAACAGCGAGGGUUCCAUAUGGUCCCCGACUAUCCGGUGGCUAUAACAGAUCAGGAACUCGAGUUCCACGCAAUAAAGCUGGGUUCCACAAUGGCGAACACAAUGGAGAUGGGAAUCACUUCAGCCCUCCUCCUUUAAUAAUGAACCCACAUGCAGCUGAGUUUGUACCUGGCCAACCUUGGGUUCCCAAUGGCUAUCCACUAUCUCCAAAUGGUUAUUUGGCUUCUCCAAAUGGUUUUCCCAUGUCCCCAAAUGGUAUUCCAGUGUCACCAAAUGGAUAUCCAGCAUCAGUAAAUGGUAUUCCAGUGAGUCAAAAUGGAUUUCCAGUAUCUCCAAUCAGUUCGGUAGAAUCACCACCAGUUGUAAAUGUUGACAAUGGUGUUGAAAACAAAGAUGAAGCUGCAGCAGAAGCAGAAGCGGAAGCGGAAGCAAGUACUGAGAAGUCAUGUACAGAGGUUGAACAUGAAAAACCACCAAUUGAGCAGAAAUCGCAAGAAGAUCAAGCUGUAGACAAUGAAAACAAUCAUCCUGAAGUUGAAGAAAAGACUACAGAUAUAGUCCCAGUCACUGCUGCUGGUGACAAUGUUGUGGCAAAAGAAACUUGCAAUAUUGCAGUGGUUGAGGAAAAACCAACCAAAUGUUGGGGAGAUUACAGUGACAGCGAAUCUGAGAUUGUUGAAGUUACAAGUUGAGGGCGGAUCAUGAAUUUCCUUUUAGAUGCAACAGCCAUGUUCACAGCCCAGGGUUGUAUUGCAUGAGACAACAGAAGUGAUAAGAUACAGUUAAUCAUGACAGAGAAAUUUUUUUUCUGUCAACUCUGCAGCAUAAUGGACUGCAAGCCAGGCAUUGUGAAUACACUCAGUACAGUUCAGGUUUGCCGUAGCAACUAGCAAGGAGGAGAAUCAUUAAUGUAAAGUGAGUUAAUAAGCUGCAGAUGUGCGAAGGAAACACACGACGGCGGAAGGAUCUCUCGAGUAGUUUGUCGGUGACUUAAGUCUCCUUUAUAUUUUUGUUCAUUUUUAUAUAUUUUUUUUUCCUGCUAUAAAUUUUGUUAUUGCCAUAUUAAAACAGAUAGAACAGUGGACGGUUUAUGCUUUCAAGGUCAUUCUCUUAGAACUGAUGACUGCAUGGAAAAUCUGCAAUAAUAAACUUCAAUGUUCUUGCAUGUA